This is a messenger RNA of Mycena indigotica, 351 nucleotides long. Its product is annotated as 4'-phosphopantetheinyl transferase. The coding region runs from base 1 to 351 and encodes 116 amino acids. The record is from RefSeq and is a predicted model, not a curated record. Gene Ontology annotation, molecular function: holo-[acyl-carrier-protein] synthase activity; magnesium ion binding. NCBI's taxonomy places the organism in Eukaryota, Fungi, Basidiomycota, Agaricomycetes, Agaricales, Mycenaceae. The transcript is spliced from 2 exons. Gene Ontology annotation, biological process: fatty acid biosynthetic process.
AUGUCCAUCCUCGGCAUUGGUGUCGACGUCCUACAUCUCCCUCGUAUCUUCAAUCUCAUCAAACGCUAUCCGUCUCGUCUCCACUCUAGAAUUCUUAGUGCGCAAGAAUUACUCGAUUUGCCCGGAAACCACGAAUCGCGUUUGCGAUUCAUUGCAGUUCGCUGGGCCGUCAAAGAGGCCGCGUACAAAGCGUUUUAUCCACAUCUGAGACCAAGCUGGAAAGACUUGACCUUACGGAAGGACGGCCCGAAGCCGAAGCUGGAGUUGAAGGAAUGGGCCGGGCGGAUUCACGUUUCUGUCAGCCAUGACGGGGAAUAUGUCUUCGCGUCCGUACUCGUUGAGAAUGAAUGA